Molecule: messenger RNA, 414 nt
Organism: Colletotrichum aenigma
Lineage: Eukaryota; Fungi; Ascomycota; Sordariomycetes; Glomerellales; Glomerellaceae
Exons: 1
Coding region: 1-414 (137 amino acids)
Source: RefSeq, a predicted model, not a curated record
AUGGCCAUCCGUGACCACUUCCGCCGCCGCAAGUCCAUCUCUGAGCCUAGCCAAGGAAACGGCUGCUCAUCGCCGGAAUCCAAGUCCCCUGGGGCCCUCCGUCUCGCCAAAACACUGCGAUGGUUCUCAAAGGAUGAGAAGCCGGAAAAGAAGGCCGCCAAGGAGAAGCCCGAUCCCCGCGAGAGGCCUUUCAGCGAGACCAACCUCCGCCACCAAGAAAUUCUCAACGGCUUCACGCUCACCUUCGGCAAGAGGCAGCCCAGUCGCGACACGCGGUCAAGCUACUACAGCAUCGGCGUCAGUCCCGGUACCUCAAGACACAACAGCGUGGACGAGAGCCCGCGCCGGAUGAAUUCAGUGGCGCGCGAGGGGCCGUUUGUCCGGUCUGUGCCGGAGGAAGAUGAGAGAGUCUAG